AUGGCCCCCAAAAUCGACGACCGCCGCGAUGAGCACUCCGCGAACCGAGAACCGGCGACUACCGAUAGAGACGCAGAGUCGCGCGCAGACGGAGCAGCUCUCCCCGGAGAAGGCGGACCCUUCAGCGCAGACCAGCAGCAUCUGACAACCCAGCUGCAGCUGCCAAGCCGGGCGCAGGAGGAUGAAUGCCGGGGGGAGAUGGGGGAGCCAACGGCCGACCACGCUGGCGAUAUGGUAUCAUUUGACCGCCCUACUCGCGAUUAUGAGGCAGACUUGCUCGAGGUGCUCCACGCACCGUCGAACGCGGACGCCAGAGCCCUCGCGCGCCGCCACUACGAGCGCUACGGAACAGACCCCACAUGGGAAGCCAUUCGGGAGACCGCGCGGGUUCGUUUGAGCGAGGAUAUACGGCAGGUGGAGGAGCAGUUGGAUGUUUUGAGGCGGCAGCUGCGUGGCGACAAGGAUGGACUUGCAGGUCUUGCUGAGGAGCCCCAGAACGAGGAUUUUCCAUAG
Peniophora sp. CBMAI 1063 is the source of this 513-nucleotide messenger RNA. The record is from the annotation of a GenBank genome assembly. NCBI's taxonomy places the organism in Eukaryota, Fungi, Basidiomycota, Agaricomycetes, Russulales, Peniophoraceae.